AUGGAAGCGAAACGUUUACACCGAAACUUGAUGUAUGAAGGUACCAAUGUGAUUUCAGCACUUUUAAAUCCAGAUAUGUUCCCCGAAUACAUGAACAGAGCGAAUGAGCUUGGUUUUUCGGGAGAAGUCUUCCUCGACACUUUCCCCGAAAAUCGGAAGGUGAUUGGUACUCACAGUGGUACUUUCCAUUCGGACGAAGCUCUGGCGGUUUCCCUUUUACGAACUCUUCCCGAAUAUCGAGAUCAUGUAAUUAUGCGAACUCGUAAUCAGGAAUUACUGAAGAAGUGUGAUAUUGUUGUGGAUGUCGGUGGUGAGUAUGAUUUUGAAAAAAAACGGUUCGAUCAUCAUCAAAAGGGAUUUGAGUGUACGUUCGAUUCUCAACACAAAACGAAGUUGAGUUCUGCCGGUUUAAUUUACAAACAUUUCGGUCGUGAAAUCAUCGGAGCGAUUCUGAACCGCUCUCUGCCCCCAGCCGACUUAGACUACGUUUAUCACAAAGUCUACGACCACUUCGUCGAAGAAAUCGACGGCACGGACAACGGCGUGAAUAGCAGUAGCGGUGACUCGAACUACAAAGUGACGACGACGAUCUCGAGCCGCGUGGCGCGUCUUGGGAUUUCUUGGCGCGAAGAAUGGAGCGAAGAGAAAGAGCAAGAGCGUUUCCGCUUCGCAAUGGGGCUGAUGAUCGGAGAGUUCUGGCAGCGCGUUCAUAUCGAGGCGGACGAGAUCCUGCCGGCGCGCGGAAUCGUGCGCGAGGCGAUGGAGAAGGCGAAGGAGGUGCAUCCGUCGGGGGAAAUUCUGGUGAUGAAGGAGAGCUGUCCGUACAUGGAGCACGUGUUUGAGCUGGAGAAGGAGCGCGGAGAGGAGGGAAAGACGAAGUUCGUGGUGGUGGAGAACACGGACGGGUCGUGGCGAGUGCGUGCGAUGAACGCGGGCCCCGGAACGUUCGAGGUGAGAAAGAAGAUUUUGGCGAAGUGUUUGGGACUGCGAGACGAGGAACUGAGCCGAGCGAGCGGAAUCGAAGGGUGCAUUUUUGUGCAUAUAAACGGGUUUAUUGGGAGCAAUAAGACGAAAGAAGGAGCGUUGAAGAUGGCGAUUCAGUCUUUGGAGUGA
This is a messenger RNA of Blastocystis hominis, 1113 nucleotides long. RefSeq lists its product as hypothetical. Gene Ontology annotation, cellular component: nucleus; cytoplasm. The coding region runs from base 1 to 1113 and encodes 370 amino acids. NCBI's taxonomy places the organism in Eukaryota, Bigyra, Opalinata, Blastocystidae. The transcript has 4 exons. The record is from RefSeq and is a predicted model, not a curated record.